Psilocybe cubensis is the source of this 3240-nucleotide messenger RNA. RefSeq lists its product as uncharacterized. Bases 1 to 3240 code for a protein of 1079 amino acids. Gene Ontology annotation, cellular component: nucleus. The transcript has 21 exons. Gene Ontology annotation, biological process: mismatch repair; mitotic recombination. Gene Ontology annotation, molecular function: mismatched DNA binding; ATP-dependent DNA damage sensor activity; ATP binding. Lineage: Eukaryota; Fungi; Basidiomycota; Agaricomycetes; Agaricales; Agrocybaceae. The record is from RefSeq and is a predicted model, not a curated record.
AUGAGCUCUAAUGUCCCGCAUGGGUCUGCCUCACAAUCCACGCUCUCAGCCUACUUUAAAUCCCCUCCCACCGUCGUGCCACCACGGAAGGGAAAGAGAAGCAGCUCACCCAUUGACUUAACCGGUGAUGAUGAACAGGAUGAAAGGCAAUCUAAACGAGCACGCUUGACGGGAAAGUCUCUAGCUUCCUCCUUCCCUUCUAGUCUUUCGAACUCUACUAGUGGUCUUGUUGAAUCAUGGCGUUUUUCACCUGAAAAGCCCAGAAAAGUGGACUCAUCGAAUCAGCGCACCACUUUUGAAAAAGAGCGCCACGAAGCCUUCAAAAAAAAACUUUUGAACGACAAUAGCAUCUUUUUGGAAAGAGAAACCGAAUCCCAUGAUUUAGUCGAUGACUAUGGAGACAGAGAAAACGACGCGAAAGAAGUGCAGCAUGACGAGGCUGGUUUUCCAUCUGGCUUUAAAGAAUUAAUAUCACACUCAGUUAAAGGGAAAUCGAAAGAGAAGGGAAAAUCUGCAAAGCGGCCCAAAACUAUCGUUGAGCUUGGGCCAAGUGGUGAAACUUAUACCUCAUUGGAGAAGCAGCUGAAGAAAGACAACGCGGGAACAUUGCUAAUGGUGGAAGUAGGCUACAAGUAUAAGUUUUUUGGCAAUGACGCAGAGGCGAGUUGCACAUACGCCAGGAAAGAACUAGGUAUGGUCGCAUACAUGGACCGAAAUUUUCUCGUCGCAUCUGUUCCUGUGCAUCGGCGGGAUGUCCAUCUUAAAAAGCUAAUAUCUCGAGGAUAUCGCGUGGGGAUUGUGGAGCAAAUUGAAACUGCUGCAUUGAAGAAAAUUAGCGACAAUCGUAAUGGUGUAUUUGAGCGUAAACUCACACAGCUAUAUACAGCGACAACCUACGUUGAAGAAUUGGACUCUGUUGACGACAACGAAAGAUACAGCGCGCCACCAUUUAUGUGUCUCAUUGAAAAACGCAAAGACGUCCACCAAGCUGAUGUUUCUAUCGGGAUGAUUACAAUAUGUCCCAGCACAGGAGACGUCGUCUGGGACAAUUUUGAUGACACAAUCAUGAGAUUGGAACUAGAAACAAGGCUUGUACACACACGACCUUCAGAAUUGCUCAUUUCGGAUGAUGGAUUAACGGAACCCACGGAAAAAAUGCUGUCGCAAUUCUCAGGGCUCUCUUCUUCAGGACAUCAAAUCCGAAUUGAAAGAUUCAGAAAAAUGUCGAACUACACGGAUGCUUUUUCGGAUGUUUCAAGGUUCUACACAGACAGGAGCAGAUUUGGGGCAGCUUCUACGAGUUUCUCAUCUGGGAAAUUGAUGGCUGAAAUCACUGAUUUGCCUGAACUUGUCGUGAUUGCUCUAGCUCAUGCCAUUAAAUAUCUAUCGGCCUUCGGUCUUGCAGAAGCUUGUUUGGAAACAAGAUUUUUCACCAAAUUUACUACAAAAGCGCACAUGCUUCUGGCAGCUAACACUUUGAUCAAUCUGGAAAUUUACCGUAAUGAAACGGACUGUACUUCACAUGGUUCUUUAAUAUGGGUCUUAGACCGAACAAAAACUAAAUUUGGAGCCAGGCUUCUGAGGAGCUGGGUAGGUAGACCAUUGGUAGACAAACGCAUACUAGAGGAAAGGAUAAAUGCAAUACAAGAGAUACUAGAAAGCUAUGACGAUCUGUUGCUCACCCUUCGUAAUUUGAUCAAAGGCCUCCCAGACUUAGCAAAAGGAUUGAGUCGGAUACAAUAUGGGCAGUGUACCCCGAAAGAACUAUCCAUUCUGCUUCCGGCAUUUCAAAAGAUUGCGUUAGCGUAUGAUACGAUUGAACCUGAAAAUAUCGGCUUGAAGUCUCCAAUUUUAAAACAAAUAAUAUGUUCACUGCCGAAGCUAAAGGGGGCCAUAACGGAGUUGAUGGGCGCUAUCAACAUCAAGAAGGUGGCCGAAGGCAAAAAGAACUCUAUGUGGACCGACUCUGAAAAGUUCCCAGCGAUAAGCGAUGCGGAAGGAGCGUUAGCAGCAAUAGCCGAAGAGUUAAAGGAUGAAUUGAAAAGCAUCAGAAAGUUGUUAAAAACACCAUCGCUAGAAUGGACAAGUGUGGCAACUGACGACUAUUUGGUGGUGAUCAAGAAAGGCGACAAAAUACCUAUCCCUGACAAUUGGAUUCUUCAUUCAAAAACGAAAACUCUAGCUCGGUACUAUCCGCCUAGUGUACGGGCCAAAUUAGAUGAACGUGCACAAUGCCGCGAGAUCCUUGAAGUUGAAUCAAACAAGGCAUACCUCUCGUUUUUGAAGGAGAUUUCGAACAACUACUAUGGCAUUAUGAGGGAUGCCAUCAACAAUCUAGCAACAGCUGAUUGUUUACUUAGUCUGGCGCAGGUGGCUCUUCAAGAAAAUUAUGUUCGACCGCAAUUCACCGACUAUGAUACUCUCGAGAUCAUUGACGGCCGUCAUCCUAUGAUUGAAGCAUUCAGUGAAAAUCCCUAUAUUCCCAACACAAUCCAAAUCGGCGCUGAAAGUAGUAAAACAAAGAUCAUCACUGGCCCAAAUAUGGGAGGGAAGAGUUCUUGUGUCCGGAUGGUUGCUCUUAUUGCCCUUAUGGCACAGAUAGGCAGCUAUGUACCUGCCACCUCUGUCAAAAUGGGUCUUCUCGAUUCAAUUCUAACUAGGAUGGGAGCCUCCGACGCCCUUGCUAGGGGACGAUCGACGUUUAUGGUUGAGAUGUCGGAGACCAGUGAAAUUUUACACACAGCAACCUCCAAGAGCUUGGUCAUCCUAGAUGAGUUAGGCAGAGGGACGUCAACUUUUGAUGGUAUGGCCAUUGCGGAUGCGACAUUGCAAUACCUGGUACAAACUAAAAAAUGCAAAACAUUAUUUAUCACUCACUAUCCUCUGCUGGCAACAAGAUUGGAAAAGAAAUUUCCGUGUGACAUACAGAACCUCCACAUGGGAUAUGAAUCCGAAGUGCGGAUAGAUGGCACCCGCGACAUCACAUUCCUUUAUCGCCUUGUUACGGGUUUGGCUACAGAAUCCUUUGGCAUCGAAUGUGCACGAUCUGCCAAAAUUCCUACUGAGAUCUUGAGUGUCGCCGCUGAGCGUGCUGCACAUAUGCAGGAGGAAGUGGAAGGUCGGAUGCGGAGAAAUAAAUUAUGCAAAACUCCGUACCUGAUACAAAAAUGCUUUGAGUACAAAGGUAUUAUGGCAAAAGCUGCAUUAGGGGAACUACAAAUAGCGCUGCAAACGAUGUGA